AUGAUUCCUAGACAGUAUGAGCCCCUAUCCCAGUCGACCAAAGCCCACUUCUUUAAAAUACCAUUCGGAAAGUUUGCUGUGGCAAUAGUUUCAUUACCAUUUUUUAGUUUUAUUUUUUGUGUCGUAUGGUCCGUCCUUUACUUUUUCGACAGAUCCACCGCUACGCAUUGCGGCGUUGUCAAUUACCUGCCCUCAAUAUCGGCGGCCAUCGGUAAUUAUCAGCCACAACGUUUCAUUUGGCAGUGUGCAAUUUUGCUGCAGGCAUUGCCACGUCUCCUAGUCGCUCAACAGUAUUUAAGGCACAAUAGCAGUCGCAUCCGAAGGAAUCGUCGUGCUUUGGCCUAUUUGGCAUUUGUAUUAAACCUGAUCGAAAAUAUCGCGUUGGUCGGACUUAGUCUAUGGAAUUCAUCAGACUUUUACGAAAUCCACAAAUUUUGUUUCAUUGUCUUCAUCGCGACAUCAGAGUGCUAUAUGCUUAUUUCAUAUAUACUUAAUCGACAUUCGCGCAAAAUUCUCGACGUCCUUUCAACCGUGGAACGGAAAUCAUUGUAUUACAAACGAACAUUUUUAUUCGUGAAUAUUAUUGGCUUUUGGUUUGCUGGAUACUUUUUUAUGCGGCACAAUUCAUACUGUGAGGCUGGAGUUUACACAUUAUUCGCCCUGAUGGAAUACAUCGUAGUGCUGACGAAUAUGGCUUUUCACAUGACUGCCUAUUGGGAUUUUAGUGACAAAAUAAUUGUUUGCGACAGAAUCAACGGUUUUGAUAUGAUCACAGCAAAUCAGUACAGUCGACUGAAAUGAAUGUAAAAAUUUUGAGAGGAAACAAUUCAGAGCUGAUAUUUUGUUUUGAGUUUCAGCGAUAAAUUUGUGCAUUUCAAUAUUUGAAAAUAAAAUGAAAACCAAGCAAGCUUUAUAGCAAUAUAACAA
Molecule: messenger RNA, 927 nt
Organism: Sitodiplosis mosellana (orange wheat blossom midge)
Lineage: Eukaryota; Metazoa; Arthropoda; Insecta; Diptera; Cecidomyiidae
Product: post-GPI attachment to proteins factor 2-like
Exons: 3
Coding region: 1-801 (266 amino acids)
Biological process (GO): GPI anchor biosynthetic process
Cellular component (GO): Golgi membrane; endoplasmic reticulum membrane
Source: RefSeq, a predicted model, not a curated record